Messenger RNA from Nicotiana tabacum (common tobacco), 453 nucleotides. The record is from RefSeq and is a predicted model, not a curated record. NCBI's taxonomy places the organism in Eukaryota, Viridiplantae, Streptophyta, Magnoliopsida, Solanales, Solanaceae.
AUGGAUUCCGCUUCAGUGAUACAUAGAGGAUUUAUAGCAUUAGCGACUGCGUGUUCGGGUGUUGCUGCUUCACUUCUUCCUGGAGGCCGAACUGCUCAUUCCCGAUUUAAAAUACCUAUUGAUGUUGAUGGAAAUUUUAGUUGCAAUAUUAGCAAACAAAGUUCAUUGUCAUCGUUGAUUCGAGAUGCAAAACUAAUAGUAUGGGACGAAAUUUCAAUGGCGAAAAAAGAAAUGAUUGAAGCACUAGAUUUGCUCCUUAGAGAUUUAACGGAAACAACUAUGUUAUUCGACGGAAAGGUUGUUGUAUUCAGUGGCGAUUUUAGACAAACUCUUCCCAUUGUUCGUGGUGGACAAAGGGAAGAUUUUGUUCGUAAAAGCUUACUAUGUUCUGAAAUUUGGCAUCAACUUGAAAAAAUACAAUUAUCUGAAAAUAUGUGUGCGAAAGCAAACUGA